AUGGUGGUCCCACACAUGGCAAUCAAAGAGCAAACUCUGAAGUGCACUGGGAAUGACCCUCUUCAUAUUCCACAUGAAUGGUACCAGGCAGGUGAACUCCUCAUUGGUGGGAUUGCAUCUCAUAUUCAUUACAUGUCCCCCAAUAUUGUGUUUGACAAGCACCCUUCGGAGGAAACGAUUCCGUUCCCAAUCGUGCUGACAAAGUUCUACCAGCACAUCUUGGCCUUGGUGUUUGCCAUUAAUGAGAUCAAUGAGAAUCCCAAGAUCUUGCCCAAUGUCACUCUCGGAUUCCACAUCUAUGACAGCUACUACAAUGUAAGAAUGACAUAUCGUACUACGCUGGACCUGCUUUUCAAAUCACAUCAGAUUGUGCCCAACUACAAAUGUGGCUUCCAGAAAAAUCUCAUUGGGGUCAUUGGUGGACUAAGUGCUGAUACCUCUGCAUGCAUGGCACAUGUCUUGGGUCUUUACAAGAUUCCACAGUUUUCAUAUGGUUCAUUUGAAACAGCAGUGAGUGAUGAAUCCCAUUUCCCAUCCUUUUACCGCAUGGUCCCCAAUGAAGCCCUUCAGUACCAAGGAAUUGUCCAACUGCUUCAACGUUUUGGGUGGAAAUGGGUCGGGCUCAUUACGCUGGACGAUGAAGGGGGAGAACGUUUCUUGCAGACCAUAGAGCCAAUGCUUUCCCAGAAUGGCAUCUGUUCGGUAUUCACAGAAAGAUUCCUAGCAAACUGGAACUUCUUUGACUUGGCUGACAAUAUGGAAAAUUGUGUCAGUUGUCCAGAAACUCACUAUGCAAACGAAUUCCAAGAUGAAUGCAUUCCUAAGAUUCCAAAUUUCCUAGCUUUUAAAGAAACAUUGGCCAUCAUUGCAAUUUCUUCAGUACUUCUAUUGUCUCUGAUCACAGCUCUGGUGCUUAGCAUCUUCAUUAGGCAACGUGACACAGCCAUAGUCAAAGCAAAUAACCGAAGCCUCACCUACACUCUCCUCAUCUCCCUCCUCUUGUGUUUCUUCUGUUCCUUCCUGUUCAUUGGAAAGCCUAAGAAGGUCACCUGCCUUCUUCAACAAAUUGCUUUUGGCAUUGUCUUCUCUGUGUCUCUCUCCACCAUCUUGGCAAAAACCGUAUCUGUGGUCUUGGCAUUCAUGGCUACCAAACCAGGAUCACAGAUGAGGAAGUGGGUUGGGAAAAGAUUGGCAUACUCCAUUGUCCUCUCCUGCUCCAAUAUUCAAGCAGGUAUCUGUGCUCUGUGGUUGGCAAUGUCUCCUCCAUUCCCAAAUGUCGACAUGACCUCAAUGACAGAACAAAUUGUACUGCUAUGUAAUGAAGGUUCUAUACUCAUGUUCUAUUGUGUUUUGGGAUACAUGGGUCUGCUGGCCAUUGUCUGCUUCACUGUGGCCUUCCUGGCCAGGAAGUUGCCUGACAGUUUUAAUGAAGCCAAAUUCAUCACCUUCAGCAUGUUGGUCUUUUGCAGUGUGUGGGUGUCCUUUGUUCCAACCUACCUCAGUACACAAGGAAAGUACAUGGUGGCUGUGGAGAUCUUCUCCAUCUUGGCCUCCAGCGCCGGGUUACUCUGCUGCAUCUUUUUUCCCAAAUGCUACAUUAUUCUGGUGAGACCUGAUUUGAACACCAGAGAGCAGCUAACGCAAAGAAAGACGUAA
Messenger RNA from Elgaria multicarinata webbii, 1656 nucleotides. RefSeq names its product vomeronasal type-2 receptor 26-like. Lineage: Eukaryota; Metazoa; Chordata; Lepidosauria; Squamata; Anguidae. The coding region runs from base 1 to 1656 and encodes 551 amino acids. Gene Ontology annotation, molecular function: G protein-coupled receptor activity. Gene Ontology annotation, cellular component: plasma membrane. The transcript is spliced from 4 exons. Gene Ontology annotation, biological process: G protein-coupled receptor signaling pathway. The record is from RefSeq and is a predicted model, not a curated record.